This is a messenger RNA of Manihot esculenta (cassava), 5897 nucleotides long. Its product is annotated as putative 1-phosphatidylinositol-3-phosphate 5-kinase FAB1D. Gene Ontology annotation, cellular component: endosome membrane. Gene Ontology annotation, molecular function: 1-phosphatidylinositol-3-phosphate 5-kinase activity; ATP binding. Gene Ontology annotation, biological process: phosphatidylinositol phosphate biosynthetic process. The transcript is spliced from 11 exons. NCBI's taxonomy places the organism in Eukaryota, Viridiplantae, Streptophyta, Magnoliopsida, Malpighiales, Euphorbiaceae. The record is from RefSeq and is a predicted model, not a curated record. Bases 306 to 4685 code for a protein of 1459 amino acids.
CUCUUCCCUCUUACUGACUGCUUCUGAGACUUCAAAAAAAUUGAAAUUCUUUGCUUUAUAUGGAGUAAAAAAAUUUGAAAGAGAGCAGUAUUUUUUAGUUUUGCUUAACAAAGAUUGAAAAUUGAUGGGUAGGUAGCAAUUGGCAUAACCCAAUUAAAAAAAAAAAAACAAAUCUUUGUUCCUUUGGAUAGCUUUUACAGUGACAGAAAUCAAAUCCGGAAGCUCCAGUAAAUGGAGUACAUCGAUUGUAUACGGUGACAGAAAAUAGCAAGGCUACCAGGGACAUUGUCAGACACAUAGAAACAAUGCAAACUGCCAAUGAACAAGAAGCGAAACAUAAUUCUACUCAGAAUCCUGUUGAAUCCUUAAAUGAAGGAAAUGUUACUUCUUGUUCUGGUGAUGAUGAAAUCAAUGCCCAAAUUUGGGAGCCUCCUGAAGCAGAGGACCCAGAAGAUGACUUGGAGGAUAGCGUGGCUUGCAAUGACGAUGAUGAUGAUGAAUUUGGUGAUGGCAUGAAAUGGUGCAAGCCUAGUUCUUUUAGUUGCUGCAGGGAUGAAGGCAAUAGGAGCUACACGUUCAAACAAGAAAAACAAAAAGCUAUGGAGGAGGUUGCAAAUGGGAAAUUUAAGGUCAUUGUGAGUCAACUGCUUAAAACUGCAAGUGUUGCCAAUAUGUUGAAUGAUUGUGAAAGUUGGGUGGAUAUAGUUAGCGUUUUAUCUUGGGAAGCUGCUUCAUUUUUUAAGCCUGAUGCUGUUGAUGGGAAAGGAAUGGAUGUAGAUGGCUAUGUCAAAGUGAAAUGCAUUGCAACAGGCUCAAAUAAUGAAAGUCAAGUAGUCAAGGGCUUAGUCUUCAAAAAGCGUGCUGCUCACAAGCACAUGCCAACUAAUUACAAAAAUCCAAGGUUGUUGCUGAUCCAGGGCGAGCUUGGUCAGUCUUCAAGUGAGUUAUCAUCAUUUAAUUCAAUGGAUCAGGAAAAGGAUAAUCUGAAAUCGCUUAUGGAUAUGAUAGAAAUGUGCCAUCCAAAUGUGGUUUUAGUAGAAAAGUCCGUCUCUCGUGAUGUCCAAGAGUCCAUCCUUGCAAAAGGUAUCACAUUGGUAUAUGAUAUGAAGCUCCAUCGCUUGGAAAGAGUUGCUCGCUGUACUGGCUCACCAAUUUUAUCAUCUGAUACAUUGGUGGGGCAAACAUUAAAGCAAUGCGACUCCUUUCAUAUUGAAAAAUUCCUGGAGGAUCAUGCUGGGUUAGGUGAACGGGGAAAGAAAUCGAGUAAGACAUUGAUGUUCAUUGAGGGCUGUCCUACACGCCUGGGUAGCACAAUUUUGUUGAAAGGAAGUCAUAGUGAUGAAUUAAAGAGGAUAAAAUAUGUGGUACAGAUUGCAGUUAUCGUGGCGUAUCAUUUGAUUCUUGAGACUUCAUUUCUUGUUGAUAGGAAAAUGAUGUUCUCAACAGUUAUGUUACAUGGGGCAAGGGAUCACAACUUAUCUGUUUUAGGAACUGAAGAUUCUAGCAUUCCUUCCAUUGAGGAGUCUAGUGCUGAAACUGGUACUGUUGAAGUUCCCAUUUCUAAUAGACUCAAUGAAGAAGGGUCCCACAAUUUAAACAUGGGAUUAGAAGACAAUUCUAUGUCUUAUUUACCAUACAAUCCUGUCAUUUUUUCAGGGUUCUCUUCUCUUUCAGCUUCUCUUAAGAAAGUUAUAGGAGAUGGUUUACCUCUUGCCUCCAGUCUUCCAUAUCAGUCCAUGGUUGAUUACUUUGGUUUCAAUGGACAAGAAGCUAAUGAAAAAAACACAGAACAGGUUCCAGUUUUGGAAACAUUGGAGGCUUCUAAUGAAGAUAACUUACUCGAUGGUGGACAAUCUCAGUCUUUGAGUUGCUCUAAACCUGUUGACAGAGGAAAUGACGUUGAUAAUAAAGUUCAAGUUCAGAAUAAGGAUGGAGUCGAUGCGGUGUUGGAUUCUCAGAGCAUUUUGGUUUUGGUGUCAAGCCAGAAUGCCUUAAGUGGGACUAUAUGUGAGCAAAGCCAUUUUUCUCAUAUCAUGUUCUACAGGAAUUUUGAUGUUCCUCUUGGAAAGUUUCUUCGGAAUAAUUUGCUCAAUCAGAGACGCCAGUGCACCACUUGCGGGGAAUUGCCAGAAGCUCACUUGUACUAUUAUGCACAUCAUAAUAAGCAGCUUACAAUACAAGUUAAAUGGCUUCUGAAUCCUUUGCCUGGGGAAGCAGAAGGAAAACUUUGGAUGUGGAGUCGCUGUGUUAAAUGUAAACAUCAGAACGGGGACCGAAAAUGUACAAAAAGAGUCUUAAUUUCCAAUGCUGCACGUUUUCUGUCUUUUGGAAAAUUCUUGGAGCUGACCUUUUCUCAGCACUCUUCAUUUGGUAGAUGGUCUUGCUGUGGCCAUUCUCUGGAGAGGGACUUCCUCUACUUCUUUGGAUUAGGCACACUGGCAGCAAUGUUCAAAUACUCACCAGUUGCAACUUACACUGUGUCUCUGCCACCUAAGAAGCUAGAGUUCAGCCAUUCAAUUGUAUAUGAUGGGCUCAAGCGAGAAUUUGACAAUGUGCAUUUGAAAGGGAAAUCACUUUUCAGUGGGAUUGAGGACAUUUUGAAGGAAUUCAAAUCUCAGUUUGAAGGCUCUAAUCUGAACCUUCAAAGGCCAUUAGAAGAAUAUUCUGAUAUUGAAGACAUGUUGAAGCAGGAAAGUUCCGAGUUUGAGGCAAGCAUUGACAAUGGUGGGAAUACAGACAAGGCUAAUUAUAAGUUUCUUUGCUUAAACCAUUUAUUAUGGGAACUUCUUCUUGAAUCAUGCAUUUGGGAAAGGCGGCUGAAUUCACUGCUCUUACCUGAUCGUUCUUUGGGCUGCACUGGUAUUAUUGAGAAACCAGCAAACAACCAAGUGAAAUCAAAUAUGAAUGGCACCACUAAUGGAAGAAAUGAAGGGACUGAAACUGUUUCGGAAAGUAGUAAUGUCUAUUUGAAAGAUAUUGUGGGUAACCCAUUUGACGCAAAUGAUUGUUCAGUAGAAGAAAUUGCAGUUGAUGGUGCUCUUCAACAAUCUAGAGUACAAGAUCAUCUGGAUAGAUCAUCUCCUUUUGCUGAAGAUGUUGAAGUGUUGAAUGUGGAUGGUUUAAGCAUGAACAGAUCACCCAGCCCUGCGUUAUUUGUGAAACCUAAGAGUUUUGUUGAUUCAGAUGCAUCUAGACAGAGGAACUCUCUGCAUUCAGUUUUUUCCAGACUAGAAAACUCUAUUGAAUGGUUCUGGAUGCCAUUUUCAGAUAUACGUCAGAUAUACAUGGAGGACCUUGAGAGAGGUUUCAUGCCCAAAUUUCAGUCAAGCAGUAGCUAUAUACAGGAACGCUUAUCUGCUGCCCAUCAACUAAUCAAUGAGGAAGAAUCGAGGCUGCAUAUCCCUCUUGGAACUGAUAAUUAUAUUGUAAGAGACUAUGAUGGUGAACUCUCUAGUAUAAUUGCUUGUGCUCUAGCAGUUAUGAAAGAUAUACCUGUUACAUCAGAGUUUUUUAGUGACAAUAGUUGUAAGGAAGGCAGCGCAUCUGCUGAUUCAACUGAUAGGUUACAAAUUUUGACUGGAAUUUCCACCAAAAUUUCCUCAUAUUGGUCUUCAAAUGGAUCUCCUGAUUCCGAUUCAUUACAUUCUACAUCAAGUGUUUCUCCAGAAGAGUCACGCUUCUCAAGCUUUGAUGGGUUCAAUUUGUUGGAGUCUCUCAUUCUUCCUGAGAACAUUAGCCCUGAAGUCUCUCUUGGGUUUACAGAAUCUUUUGGAAAGUGUAAAUAUUCAGUAAUUUGUUUAUAUGCAAAAUUGUUCCGUAAUCUUCGGAGUUUGUGCUGCGUAUCUGAGGUAGAUUAUAUUGCUUCUCUUAGCCGUUGUAGGAACUGGGAUGCUAAAGGUGGAAAGAGCAAAUCCCUUUUCUUUAAAACACUUGAUGACAGGUUCAUUAUAAAGGAAAUCAAGAAGACAGAAUUUGAGUCAUUCAUUAAGUUUGCUCCUCAUUAUUUCAAGUACAUGAACGAGUCAUUUGAGUUGGGGAACCAAACUUGUCUAGCUAAGGUGCUUGGGAUUUAUCAGGUGAUCAUUAGACAGGCAAAAACUGGGAAGGAGAUGAGGCAUGAUCUAAUGGUUAUGGAGAAUCUUUCCUUUGGUCGAAAUAUUAUUCGUCAAUAUGAUCUUAAAGGCGCUCUACAUGCUCGAUACAAUUUAGCUGGUGAUGGUUCAGGAGAUGUUCUAUUAGAUCAAAACUUCGUCGACGAUAUGAAUUCCUCCCCGCUAUAUGUUAGUAACAAAGCAAAGCAUCUGCUGGAACGUGCUGUUUGGAACGAUACGGCAUUCCUUAAUUCGAUCAACGUAAUGGAUUAUUCUUUACUCGUUGGGGUAGAUACCUGGCGACAAGAACUUGUAUGUGGAAUAAUUGAUUAUCUUACAGAGUAUACCUGGGACAAGCAACUGGAAACAUGGGUCAAGUCUUCCCUUGUUCCUAAGAAUGUGUUGCCUACUGUCAUUUCUCCAAAGGAAUACAAGAAAAGGUUCAGAAAGUUUAUGUCUACACAUUUCUUGAGCGUCCCAGAUAACUGGUGCUCGAGGGAAUCCUCCGAUCGUUGUCGACUUUGUGGCAUCGGAGAGAAUGGUUCUCAAGCAAAGUCUCAAAAGCAAGGAAGAUUAAAUGGUUUUUCUAAUUAGUUAAAUCUUCAUAAGAGCAUGCAGCUAUGGAUAAUAGCCUCCUUGAUCUCUUCAGUUUUGUACCUUACAGGCAGAAACAAAUAUAUGCUAAGAAGAAAAAAUUUUCCCUCUCCAAAUAGAUAAUAAUUUUCGUUUAUACCACGCCGCUUCUUCACCCGUUUAUACAAAUGGAAGUAACCCGUUUAGGAUCCAAAGCGUUGAGCAUUUCAGACUUUCUUCUCUGAUAAAAUAUCCCUUCUAUUCUUCAAAACUUCAGUUCUUUGGCUUACAUGCAAAAGAGACAUCUUGAGAAUUUAAGUGGGAAAAAGCAUACACAUUUCUCCAAUUCAGAGCUAAUGUCAGAAGUUGCAACUUGCUUAGGCAAAAAAGGUUAGUGGGAGUUUAAUUCCUUGCUUUUCUUCCCAUGUCAAUAUCCUCUUUCACAGCAAAUUUCUCCAGCAAACAAGACAACUGCAAGGCUGGCAGUGAUUAUUACUAUCUCAAUUCUCAAAAAUAAUGAUCCUCAUGAAUCUUUCCUAAGUGGCACUGCUAGGCUCAAUGUUCCUUUGCUAAUUGCUACAAUCCUUGCCUUCACCGUACGGCCAACGCAUGCACUUCCUUGUACCGCAUGCUGAUGGGAAUUUUCUGGGCUCUCCUGGCUGCCUCCUGCGUCUGUUUUGCAUUCACGGGGAUAUUCCAAAUAUCAACUGGUAGAUUGUUUUAUAGGUGCCAACCUUCGGAGAUAUGCCGACUUCCAACAGAGACAAGAGGGAUCUGGACUUCAAUGGAGGCAAGAGGAAACAGCAUGUGCCUUCUGAUUAUGGACUGGAAUGGACUGCACUCUUCCAGGCAUCUUUUUCCUUGAUUGCAUUUAUGGGUUUUGCUUGGUUAUAUACUGAUGAUAUAUGAGAUUGAGAUGCUACUAUUCAGCAAUGCCAGGAUCUACACUGUUCCUCUAGUUAUUGGGUUUCUGAAUUUUCUUUCCCCCUCCAAGAGGAGGAAGUGGAUUUUGGAUAGCCUUUGUUGCUGCAGAGAAAUGCUUCGUACUCUAGUACGUUGUGUUUACCUGGCGCACAGUUGCAAGAAGAUAAUGCAUACUCCACCUGUAGAUGGCUCAACGAAACUGAUCAUGCCUAUUUCUGUAACAUGACACAUGAAUACAUAUUUUCUGUUUGUAAUCUCUGUUAUUUGCAUGUUUUUAGAACCAAAAUAAUCGAGUAAAAUACUUGGGCA